GCACUGAGAAAGAUGGCGGAGCCAGUAGGUCGCUUACAACUGGCUGAUACUUAACUACUUGGAAAGAAAAAUUGUUUUUCUGUAGUUUAGUACACCAGAACGGAUAAAAGCCAAUUUAAGCUUCACGCCAAGCUCAUAUCUUCAGGGAAGAAUUUGCAGAUUCUCUUUCAUGGCAAGGCGCAGGUGGUAACAUUGCUGUGUUUAGGAUCUAGCCUUGAAAGGAAACUCGCUUCUAGACUACUUGUGCACUCCUUAGUGGUAAGUUUGUCCUCAAAAGUAUGCUGUUACAGAUAGUUUUUAAAAAAAUUAUGUAGUGAUUCAUUUGAAUGGUUUUUUCUUAUGGAUUUUAUCUUACAGUUGAUAAGAUUCGAAAACAAGAAAGUAAAGGAGAGGUAACAUUUGAAUUUUUUCGUCCCAGUUUAGAUUAUGGGAGGGUAACUUGAUGCAUAUAUUUUCUCUUUCGUCAUUGUCAUAUUUAAGAUCGCAUGUAUUCUUUGAUUUCAAGGACAGAUUUGGAAACAGAUCUAGCUCAAUCUUCUAAGAAUAUCACUACUGAACUAUGCGUAAUUAGCAUAACGGAGCGACGCCGCUCAACACUAUAUUCUUGCACCGCUAAGGACAAAAAUUUUCUCAUUGGUACAAAGAAUCAGACUUUAAUAACCUUCAUUGCAUUUUAUUCGGUAAAAUGGUAUUGCUCACAGUCCUAUGUUACUGUGCAAGCAAUUUUCGCAAAGGAAGCCAAGCUUAAAAUGCGGCUUUAACCUAUAAAGAAGUUCAAGAACAAUGAUUUCUACCUGAAAUGUUAAUGACUCCUCUUUAUCGUAACUGCAACAUUAACCAGCAUCAUGAACGGAGAAAAAAAAUGUUAGUGUUUUUGACUAGAAAAUCAUACGAUCAACUCAACUCAACUUGCAGCUUUGAAUACUGUUUGAACUGGCACCAAGUGUUAGCAUGACAGUAAGCUUAUGUAUUUAGAAACAAACAAACGGGCGCUUUUAUUAUUCAGUGGCAAUUAAUGGCGCCAAGGCGUUUCGAUUUCAUAAGUCGGUUUAAUGCAACAUCAGACACUGUUUCUUGACCAACGAUAAUUGAAUUGGUGGCCACUUCCCCCGCAUUGAAACGAUUACAAGUAAUUCACCUACUACAUUUGAUGGCUCAGUAAAUUACCCUGCGAGCGGAGGUUUCUCUCUCGCAUGGCUUUUAGUGUUUACUAAGUCGUUCGCGUGGCUUGUCUGUCGCGUAGUUGGUUUGUCCCCGUUCACGGGGAGUAAACAAACCAACUACGCCACUGACAAGCCACGCGAAUAACUUCGUAAACGCUAAAAGCCAUGCAAGAGAGAAACCUCUGCUCGCAGGGUACAGAAAAUAGGCCAUUUGCGAGUUUCAAAAUAUGUCGCUUUCAAAACAAGGCUACGUUCAAAACCGAGUUUGUGAAAAUGAAUAUUUUUGCAUAUUGAGAAUAAUAAAAAAAACAUUUUCAUAUCAAUAGCUUCGCACUUAGCCGGCAGUCAAACAGAGGCUAAUGGAGCAACUUUGAAAUUAUCUAUUUCAUGUUUGCCUAAUUUUCUCAAGUUUCACAAAAAUCACCGGUUUAGUUCAGUCCCUCUCAACCUCCUCAGCGAAUUUUCGAAUUUUGCAAAUUUUCCAAUUUUUCGCAAAUUUUGCAGGUUUCACAAAAAUCGCAUUAUUAGUUGGGGUCCUCUUAACCUCCCCUUUUACUGCUUUUCACUGAUUCAGUAAAUUUUCAAAUUUUUUGAAAAUGUUACAAUUUUUGCACUGCGUGCCCCGGGGGGGGCACUUGGGUAUUUUUUGGGUGGGUAUGUGCCGCCCGGGACUCCAAAUUGGCACCCCGUUCUAGAAAAAAUUUCCCCUAAAAUUGAUACCCCGUUCUAGAAAUAGGCCAAUUUUUUAUACCCCGUUCUAGAAUUCGCCCUAAAACUAACACCCCGUUCUAGAAAUGGGCCAAUUUUUUAUACUCCGUUCUAGGGUGCAACAAGAGUACAACGGUUUGCUUCUUAACGCACUGAACCGUAUUUUAAAAGCAAUCUGUCCUUGAAUGCUUUCAAAUGGCUACUUACAAAAGUGGAGAGCUUUCGUGCGUUCGAAAUAUUAUACCCCGUUCUAGAAACCGCGUCUGAAAUGGAUACCCCGUUCUAAACCAGGAGCUUCAAAAUCACGACCCCUUUGGGCGGCACAUACCCGUAUAGGUAAUGUAUGGGAGUACCCCCCCCGGGCUGCGUGCAAACCUGGACAUAUCUCAUCCGAUACAGAUAAACAUCUAUUGGAGGCACAUUUAUUAGAGUGACAGUCCUGAAGCAUUUAUUUGAGAGUGGAAGUCAUUAGAUCAUUUCACUACUGGCCAACUACGGUUAAUAAUACAGUCGACUCUCUCUUAACGGGCACCUCUAUAAGACGGACACCUCUGUAAAACGGACACCUAGAGUUGGUCCCUGCCUUUGUUUAUUCCCUUUAUUGACUCUUUAUAAGACGGACAUCUCUCUAAGACGGACACUUAGUGCCGGUCCCAAAGGUGUCCGUUUUGGAGAGAGUUGACUGUAUAGAUGCAAGGAAACUGGCUGUGUGUGUUCUUGUUGUUUACACCCCAAUAAAGCAAAGAGACAAACAGGAAGGCAAUGGUGAACCUUAAAAGAAGUAGGCAAGUUGACUUUUGUAAUAUUCAGGGGCACCCCACGUCAAUUUUCGGAAAAUAUCUGUUUGGAAGACGAUUUGAGAUCUACAAUUUUCGGAACAUUUGUUGUAAAAUUUCUUGCUUGCCUGCCUCUUCUAGGAUUUUCGAACAUCUAAUAAAAAAUGGUAUAAUUGCCCAUGUUUAACGGAUCUUUACCCUAAAAAGGUCACCUAGAAUUUUCGGGAGCCUUUUUUCUUGCUGAAAUUUUCGAAAAGAUAAGUUUUGAUCCCUUUAAUUUUCGGAUCACUAGACCUUCACUAGGAAAUCCGAACAGAUGAAAAUUUUUAGGGGAUAAAAGUAUGCCUAGGCCUAUAUCUACCGUUCAAAUACUACAAUACGGUUAACAAUGCUAUGUUUAAGUGGUUUUGAACUAUAUUCUCGUUGGGUGCCCCUGAAUAUUGUGUUUGACUAUUUAUUGCCAAAUCAGUGUCUACGGAAUCUACCUGGUGAAGUGCUCUUAAAAUCCUUUACCUUAAAAUACCAGGCCUAUAAGUCCAACAGGACUCUUUUGUUCAAAAGAUACAUAACCACUAUUCACUGGAUUAACUUCAGUGGGCAAUGUGAUAAAAUAUGUGGUAAAUAUGUUACAAUUUAUAGCAAGGACUUACAUUCCCCUUCAAUUCAUCAGUCAUGGCUGUCUCAUCCAAUCAUCCUGAGAGCAUUAAAGCAAGAAGGAGUCUGGACAAUUCAGAGGUCUAUUCUUUUCUCUUAUUUCUUUUAACAAAAAGCUAUAUUUUAUUCAUAUUAUACUAUGUUUUUGACAUGUCAGCUGUUGAUUGACAUGGUUGACAUGAUGACUAAUAUUAACCAUUAGUAAAAUCCAACUAGUGGUCUAUUGUCAAUGCUGCGUUCUGAUUGGUUGAGCUACCAGUGAGUACUAGGCUCUUAUUAUGUUAUAGCCCACUAGUAGCGAAAAGCGCCGGCUUUUUGGCGGCAAAAAGUCUUAAAGUCUAGCUUUAACUAGCUAAAGUUUUUUUGUCUCGAUAUUUUUGACCAACAAGUUAGAUUUUACUAAAACAAUUAUUCCUCUCGCCCUCAUGGCCUUUGACUCAAUAGCCCAUUCGUGCUUGAGGAAUAAUUGUUAAAUAUUUACCUCCUUAGGGAGUGGAUAACGCGUGAGCUCGGUGACCUUCCAAUUUUUGUAGACAAUGAUCUUCAGAAAUUCGACAAAAUCCUAGGGUUGAUGUUUGUUAAAAGGCAAGAAAAGACUUCGAACGAUUCAAAACAGCGUUUUCCCAUUUACUUUGGUUGAUUUUUUUUGCUCGAAGGAUGUUUACAACUACUGUUAAGUUUGUUCAAAGUAGCAUGAAGAGGCCGUUUUGAGAACUCAGUGUAUUUCCCACAAGAAAAAUUUUGCCCAAAAAUCGAAGUUUGUGGAAAUUCUACGUUUCUAUUAAAUAGGACAAAGAGUACUACAGGACUAACAACGCCUUACCUUGAGCAAACGAGCUGCCAUGACAGUACUUCAUGCGAAGAACGACCAAAAAAACCUUUUUCACUCACUAACUACAGAAAAUGACAAAGCUCCAUUUUUCUUCUCAUUCUUUCUUCUUUAAACUUUUAGCGGUGCCAUUUAAGCUAUAUUUGCAUUACGCUGUUGUAUGCGAAAUUAUAAACUUGCGAAUUGCCAUGUGCUCUGUCGGCUUGUUUUUCGAGUGGUCUUUAAUCGUCUAGGGGGCAGUACAAGGUGCAAUGAUUCCAACUCUUUUUUAGGAGCAGCCUGUUAACUUUUUGGAAUUAAAAUUUUGAAUGAAAAACGAGGGUAAUCUGAGCAAGUGAUCUCAUACUCCUGCAAAGAGCUUCAAACUUUAGUGCAAGUUUACAAAAAUGAUCAUUCACUCGGACCACCCUUCAAGUUCUUGUAUGCCCUGCAGUGGUAUAAAACAAGUGAUAAAUAAUUUUAUGCGCCAAAGUUUAUGAAUCCCCCAAUGAUUUUUCAUGCUGUUUCGCGUCUUAUUCAGCUACCGCAGUGAUGGAGGGUUGGAAUAAUUUUGGACCAACUUCCCUCCUUUUGCCGGUCUUUGUUUCUUAUAAUUACAUGUUCCUUCAUUCAAACAUUCAAACCGGGGGUGUGGUGUUGCAGAGGGUGUGAUUGCCAAAUCCCUACUGCAAAAGACUGAUAAGAUACCGAACCUGAAUGCAUAAGUGAAACCACAAGAAAACAUUGUUAAAAUUUAGUAUUUUUUGGUGGAUAAGACCCUAAAAAGAAGGGACACUAACUAAAAAUUGGACAGUUGUAUACAAAUUUAAGAAAACUCAUUUUCAAAGUGAUCAAUAUUUCUCGAAACAAAAGUACUGAAAGAACAAUGAAUGAUAUUCCUUGAUAAAAAGUAAUAAACAUUCACCACAACUAAACAAAAUCCAAUAAUUAAUUCAAUAGGACAUGACAAUUAUUUUGAAAUAAAAGUUAGCUUAAUUUCAAACCCGUUCCACCUUUAAGAAACAAGUUUAUUUUCUGCAACGCAACAUUCUUGCGUUCGAGAUACGAGAACGCAACCCCUCAUUUGUGUUGGGUAUUCUGUGUAUUAUUGCGUGUCCUAUGCAAUUAAUAAGAGAGGUUUUUUAGAGAUUUCAUUUGUGUCGACACACGUUUGCCUUGCUUUGAAGCGACUGCUUCCGUUUUGCCUCACUUUGACGCGCUCUGUGUUUGUUGAAUCUUCCAAAGCGUUCAAAAAAAUAAAAUAAGUAAAAAAUUUACUUUGGAUUAAGCCUUCAUGUUUUCAGUAUGGUUCGUCACUGUCUUUGGAAAAUGUGUGCGACUCCUGGUGCACGCAUCAAUGAAACCAGCCGUUGUGCCACAAAGUGAAUCCACUGAGUUUUGUAGCUUAGCGGCCGUUGCGCCACUAACUAAAUCUACCGAGUUGUGUAGCUUGGCGGCCGUUUUGUGUUGCUCGCCGGCCGUUGCGCUACAACGUGUGGCACAACGGCCGGCGAGCUAAAAUCUAGCGAGUGAAGCUCGGAGCGCCUUUUCAUCAUGACUUGUGAUAUUUUCGGCACCGGACAAACGAACAUUUAUGCUCCAUGGUCUUAGGUCUUUAAUAUCAACACAAGUUAAGAAGACUUGCUAGUAACGUUUUCGUUUUAUAGUAAAUUUCAGUAAUUGUCUACAAGUGGAAUUCCCAAUAAAUAAAAUUAAUGAUUACAUCUAAAACGUUGUCAACUGUUUGCUUUUUAACAGUAUCUGGCCCGGGUUGUUCGAAGCUGGUUAAACCCAGGGUUAGUGCAAAAUUUAAAUUCGGAUGUGACAGCUUAAAAAGUAAAUUCAGUUUAAUUCAUUUUGUCAACAGGUUGAUGAUUGGAUGCUCUUAAAAAUAACAGAGAAAAUUAUCCGAAGAGAUGGUUUUGAACAAAAGGCAAACAAACCCGGGUUAAGUGCUAAUCAGGCCUUCGAACAUCUGCGUCCUGUAGAACAUCUGUUGCGCGUUCUAUGUAUUUACACACCUGACACACUCUGGCCAGUGUCUCCUCAAAUUACAAGCACUUGAAACGAACCAUACGAUAAUGACAAGCCUUCAAAACCUUUUCAUAAUGAAACACAGUUUAAAUACAGGUUUUGCUGUACGUAAUCCUUACGUUCAAAAUAUGCCAAAAUCAUAUUUUUCUAUAGCAAGAACCAUCCACUCUUCCCCCUCAACUGCUACCUGUAGGCCCAACAAACAUAUUGAACGCACUCUCCUAAGCUCCGAUAAAUCCUAGUUUUGCGUUUAAGGGACUGGUUCACGAUAAUGCGCAUGUGUGAGUUCUGACAGUAGCUGAUUGUUUUUCAACCAAUCGGAAGCGAGUUAGAUGCACGCAAGUAAAUUUACAAAAUUCAAAUUAAUUGUUCGCGACGCGAGAGUAUUUCCGGGCAUUUGGUUUAAUUUUAUUUAUCCCCAUAAUUAAAGUUUAUUCUUUGGUACUCCUCAGAUAUAUGUUGCAGCCGAUAAGAAUAAGAUUUACAGCCCUGUCCUGCUUUGAAACAAACAUUUACCAACGUGUAUUUUUACGAGGUCGUACCCACGCUAACAAAACCGUCACCGAUCGGCAAACAAAAUUUGUAAACAAACAUCUUAUUACUGUUCUCUCAGUUCGCCUUAUAUAAACCCAGAAAUACCUACAAAUAGCGCCUGACCGGUGACAAAAACACACAACGUAUGAGUGUAAAGAUUAUCCUUAACUGAGCAUAAAUUUCAAUUGCUUAUCAGCAAAUGAACAAAUUCAUUCGCGUUGCAUCGGGUCAGUGUUCCGCAAAACAAAUGUUAUCGAGUAACACACAUAAAGAAACUAGAUUAUAAACAGAAUAUUCAGGCAAUAAUAUAUUUUAAAAACAUCAAUUCUUCAACAUAUAGGAUCGUAAAGCAAAGAUGCAAGGAACAUUUCAAGUGUACCAGAUCAGUGAAGAUCGCGCGGCCUGUUGCGGUAUAACCACAGGUCGGAGUCAAAAAUUAAAUCAAAGUUGAACGAACUCAUGCCUUAAACCACUUUCCAAGUGUCGUGUAUUCUUUUCGUAUGCCACACACUACUCCUAGAACACAUACCAGAUCGAUAGGCUAAGCUUCUCUAUCUCCAGAGACUCUUGAGAACGUCCUGUUGCCGGACGGCCACGAUGCUCGUCUGAACCUCCAUGAUCAAAACAUUAUUUUUUGCGUCUUCUUAAAACGUAACCAGUCAAACGACACAACCACGCGUUAAUCACCACUACCGAAGUAUAACUAGACCAGCCAAAGCGACGGAUGUCCGAAUAAAACGAAGGAUUUUCAAUGAUUGUACCGGUAAUGGCGAUUUCGAAUUUAGUGUUGACCCGACAAAUUUAUUCUGAAGAGACAAACGUCGCGCAUGCGCAUUAUCGUGAACCAGUCCCUUUAAAUGUGCUACUUUUCUCCUUCAACUUCAGCCUUGCAUUAGGGCGUUUUUUACUUUAAAUUAUUCUACAACAAUACAAAAUCUCCCGAAUUUACCAGGAACUAACACUCAAGAAAUAUUGCACUAAGAACUAACACUCUGUGGGGUCCCCCAUGGUUCAGUGACAACUUUAAUUCCUCCUGUGCAUUAAUGAUAUCCACAAAUCAAGCAGUGUGUUCAACUUUUAUUUGUUUGUUGAUGACACUAGCAUGUUGCAUGCUAACAAAAACUUGCGCGAACUUGAAAACAAAGUUAACACUGAACUUGGAAAUUUUUGAGAUUGGCUGAAGGCCAUUAAAAUAUCACUUAAAAUUAAGAAAUCAAACUUUGUAAUUUUUUUUUCCGGGUCAAAAAUCAUUUACCAUUUAUUCCUCGCAUUAGUAUUCUGGAUUAUGAAAUGAAUUCACACAAAACCCUCGAGAAGAAGGAAUAUGUCAAAUACCGAGGAGGUUGUAUUGACGCUGAUCCUUCCCGGAAACACCAUAUCGAGCUCAUAUCGGAAACAUCAGUAAAUGCGUUGGUGUUAUAGCAAAGUUCAGACAUUUUGUUCCUCGUCAAACUCUUUUGAGUAUCUUUCAGUCCCUUAUUUCGCCUUAUCUAACCUAUGGUAUAUGUGCUUGGGGCCAAGGUGCUAAAGUCAAUAUAAACAAAUUCGUUGUCUUUUGUAGGCUUGCUAUCCUGAGACUAGUGGUCUUUCUACCAGGACAAUGUUAUAUGUUACUCUUCUUGGUGAUGAGUGGAGUUCAUCUGCUGGUGGGUUGUCAACAAUAAACAGAGAACUUGCAAUUCACCUUUCAAAUCAUCCAGCAGUGAAGGUUUCUUUGCUAGUCCCAGAGGGAGCUUGCAAUUGUGAGGAAAGGAGUGAAGCCCAUACCUAUGGAAUCUCUGUCGUUGAGGCCAAGAGAAUUGUAGCAUUUGAUCCUCGUGAUUGGUUAAGCUUUCCACCCCAUCAGCACCUCAUGGACAUCGUUGUUGGCCAUGGUGUGAAACUUGGUCGGCAAGUACAAAUCAUAAGAGACUCGUCUCAAUUUUCAGAUUGUACGUGGGUACAAAUGGUUCACACUGCUCCAGAGGACCUUAGCAGAUACAAGUGCUACAGUGCUGACAGUGAUGCCAUUGCAAAAGGUGAAACAAAACACGAAUCAGAAGUUGAGCUUUGCAAACUUGCUGACCUUGUUGUGCCUGUGGGACCCAGACUGAAAGAAGCAUACUCUUCAUAUUUACAGCGAUGUAAAACUGAUGAAGACGUUUUGUCCUUUACUCCAGGCCUUUUUCAAAGAGAGUUUGGGGAUUUAGUAGCAAAGCAAGAGCCUAACGAGAAUGGCGAAUUCAAAGUGUUGUUAUUUGGUCGUGGAGAUCCUGAGGACUUUGAACUCAAAGGGUACAACAUUGCUGCUGAGGCAUUUACUGAUCAACGGCUAAAAAAAAAACCUUACCAUCUAAUCUUUGUUGGAGCACCUGAUCGAAAGCAAGGUAAAAUUAGAAGAAAACUUCUAAGACGUGGUAUUGCAGAAGCACAGUUGACUGUUAGAAAAUUUAUACAAAGAAGAGACGGAAUGAAAGAUUUGCUGUGCGAAGCUGACCUUGCCAUCAUGCCAUCAAAAUCAGAAGGGUUUGGACUCGUCGCACUCGAGGCCUUGUCUGCAGGUUUACCUAUUCUUGUUGGCAGUAGGUCAGGAUUUGCCAAAGCAUUAGAAAAUUUUCCUCAUGGUCAUACAUGCAUCGUGAAGUCAGAUGACCCUGCAGAAUGGGCAGAGGCAAUAGAAACCGUUCGUAUCAGGCAUGGAAUGCGGCUUCAAGAGAUAAAAUCACUGAGAGCAUCUUAUGGGGAGAUGUACAGUUGGAAGGAGCAAUGUGAAACCCUUGUGAACAGAAUGUGGAAAAUUUAUCAUGGUAAGAGUUUUUUUGUUAAGUGAUGAUGUACUUAAUUGAUUAUGUUGUACCAGACAUUACUGACUCUAAUAUAGUUUUCGUGGCACUAUAUACCGAAAAUGUAAGAUUGCAGCGAUAGUCUGUUACAAGCACUGAAUAGAUGUACUUUUGUAACCUUAUUAUUGAUUGUACACGCUAGGACUCUCAGUUCUCUUUGCAAAUUUGGUACAUGUAAAUAUCAUGCCAGAAUAUUUUAUCGUGAAAAGUAGAGCAUGUAGAUACAUAUGGCCAGGACACUUAAAACAAUAUACCCGUUCACAUUCUUAACUGAGAUCAGGCCCCAUUUACAGCAGCUUCCAUACAUUCUGUCUUACGUGGUCGAGCUAAAAAGUCUCUCACGCCCGGGGCGGAUAAAGGUUGAUCGAUGAAACGAACACUCCGCCCUUCAAGUGAUGCGUGAUGCGGAGUAGGACUGGCACGAGCGCUCUUUCCGCCCUUCCAGAGCGCUUGAAGGCCUGCAAAAUGUUCCUAUUCAAAAACCGGAAAUCCUAUUUUCUUUCUGUAAUUUCAGCCAACAGUCUAAAAAAAGGAAAUUCGUUUCAUAACAACGUUGAUAAACAGUUUCAUAUUUUUAUGUCUGUACACCUAUAAGUCAAACUUGUUGCUCGUAUAAUGCCAAAACUUGAGUUCAAUUUGAAAGUACUGAAUGCCUCCUCUUGCCAUUAAAUAUGACCUUAUCGUCCUUCUACGUUUCUUUUGCAAAAGCUCCAAACUACUCAACCUUAAUUCUUACGUACGUUGAACGAGGAUAAAUUUUACAUAACAAAACUGAAAAUUAGCGGGGUAUAUUUGGACAUAGUGGCGUUGUACUACUUCAAACUUCGCCCCUCGGUUGCAACGCGCCAUAGCGAUUCGCGAAGUAGAUAGGUCGCAAAUCCGGCAACCGUAGUGGAAACAAAGUUAACCUGGUGGAGGUUUCCUCUGUUUAAACAUGCUAACAAGACAGUCAGUCCAAAUGAGGGGCCACUCAUUCUCUCAACUUUCCGCGUACAUUCACACAAACUCGAUAUACGAGCAGCUAAAUACUAUCCAAAAAACAAAGUUGACAAAAAACUGUAACUGCAAAAUUCUCUAAACGAGCGACACAGAAAUUAGCAAACGCUUUUAUUCAGUUGGUUUGUUACGAACACGGCACAUUAGUCUAGUUUUGUUUGAGAGAGAAGUGACAGUGAAAAUUUGUACACUUAUUCGGGCAAAGGGAACACUAAGACCAAAGAGUUUUCAAGCCCACAUAAUACGUUAACUCACGACAAAUGUUCGUUAUAAAGACGUCCUGGAGGAUGGUUUGGAUUUCAUAACAAUGUUCACGUUUUGAUGGCGAAAUCCGAGAAACUUGUUGUUAGGCGAAGAUGGCUGUCAUAUUAUGAUAAAUCUCUUUUGCGAACUUGGAAAUCUUAGCUUUGAUAUAUUUUUCACAAGAUAUCUUGAGAGGAAAUCGCCUAAGUUGUUUUUAUUAGUAAUACAGUAAAGCUUGUGUCACGUUUUUGCUCAUGUGCAAUUUGUUUAUUAACUAAUGUGCAAAAUUCGCUAUUUCCGUGUAAUUACAUUGUUUUCAGAAGGAUAAACAAACUUUGAGAAGAAGACAAAUUUUUAGUUAGAUGUUCUCCGACACAUGUACAGACCAACUUGUGCGGUCUUAAAUUAUUUCUAGUUCAAUGUCCGUCUUCAACCACAAUUUUCACAACUCGGACUCUAGUAAAACUGAGACAAAUUUUUAUCACUUUUGCUGUUAGUUUGAGUGGCCAGGAGCUCAAUUCCAAAAAACUACAGUGUUUCAAGUUCUUCUUUCUUCUUAAUUUUCUUCGGUUAUUGAAGAGUUGGAAAACUCAUAACUCAUUUUCCUGUUCCCAACUUGCCGUUUACUAUGAUCUGUAAGUCCAUAAUUUAAUCCCAGUCCACUUCAUCCACCUUUUUGCUUGGACGCGCUCGUGUCAUCCUCCAACCUUUAUACGCCCUGCUCGCGCCUAUGCUGCUGCAACGCUGAUUGACCCUUAGGACGAUGCAAAACGAUCUGAUUGGCUGUUGGAAUCACCAGAAGCUGAAGCACUAGAAUCCUAGCGCUCUUUCUCGAUCUCUUCGCGAAUGAUUCGCCAUGAGAGGAGAGUUCUCUAAUGUAUCUUUUGGAAGGUUUACGGUUUCUCAGGGACCGCGCAGAGGGAGGGGCUGGGGGGGCUUUAGCCCCCCCCUCCCACUUUUUUGCAAGAAUAAAAAUAAAUUAAACAAAAAAUAAUUUAACAAAAGUAAUGGAGUGAAAAAUAGCAAAAAAUCGUUAAUUCGAAAGUGACCAGAGUUACUGGCAAAGACAAACGCGCAGAUAAAUAGACAGAAUGAAGCAUUAGUCGUUACAAUUGUAAAAUAUUUUUUCGCUUCUAACCUAUCAGAGGUAAACGUCUUUUAAAUGGCUUCUUUUUCCUGCGGACUUCUCAGGAAAACGCGUUGUUUCGUAAUUGGUUAAUUUCGAUCCAAAGUAAUAACUGGGUUUAGUUUAUAAGGCGAUUCUCAAACAAAUUGUUUAUUAGUUUCAACCUUGAUUUUUGGAAGAUCAUGAACUUAUUGUUUCUCUUGUUAUUGUGCGUCCUGAUUUUAGCUUGAUCAGCGCGAAGUCCGUCUUUUGAUGUCAGGCUUCACGGCUCGUUGAGCAUUCCAAUUGCAAGUUUUGUUGAACACGGUCUGUUUAUAAAAACAUUUUGUCAUCGAAAGUACUUAAACCGCAGAAUUGUGUAUAGCUCUGGUCAUCAAGGAACAUUCAAUCCGGCGGUUAUUACGAACAAAGAAGUGCACAUGGUACACGGCAACAUAAAUACGAACGACGAGACUUCACAUACCACUAGUAAUGCAAAGAAGAGAUCUCUUAAAAUUUCUGAUUACUUUUCCAAACAUAAUGGAAAACCUUCUUUAUCUGGUGAGUAAACUCUGAAUAAUUUUUGCUACUUUUUUCUGAAUCUGUUCUAUAAUUGAAUUAUUUCCAAUCACUUUUUCAUGUGACAUAGUUUUUGAAAUAUUGGUCUAAUAAUGUUUCAUUUACAUUCUUUAAACGAGCCUCCAUCCAAAAGAAUGUGCGAAACAAUCAACUUCACUAGUGAAGUAGAAGCCACAAUAUCCAGUCAAGAGUCGCAGCCUCCUCCAAUCCAACGACAAGUUGAUCAGUCGACAGCCAGCGAAGCUGUAGACAUCAAUAUAACGGAACCAUUCCAACCUGCGGAUUUCAACUUUCCAAAAAAGCAUUGUGGCAAACAGAAUCGCGUAUUUCAAUCCAAGUGGUUUUCGGAAUUUCGCUGGCUACACUAUAAUGAGCAAAGCGAUUCUCUGUUGUGUUUCAUUUGCAUGCAACAAAAUGCAAAAUCAAAUCUUCGAGCUGCCAGAAGUAAGGAAGUCUGCUUUAUUUCUAAAGGGUUUUCAAACUGGAAAAAGGCGUUGGCGCGAUUCAAGGAGCAUCAAGUGUCUGAAUGCCACAAAAUAGCCAUUGACUAUGAAACAAACCUUUCCAGAACUUGCGGAAAUGUGUGGGAGAUGUCCAGUGAUGCAGCAAAAAAGACAAUGGAGUCUAACAGUAUAUGCUUCAUCAAAUUCCGAUAGCAACAUCACUGAAGAUGUGGAAAAAAAUCAAUAGUUUUAUCGUUAUUCGCAUUCUCGGUCACUUUAGAGAAAUUGAAUAGAAAUCCACAAGCAUGCCCCCCAAAAAAUUUUCCUUCACGCAUUCUUCUUUAGCCCCCCCACUCGAAACUUGCUGCGCGGUCCCUGUUUCUGGGAACGAAACUUAACUAUAUUUGUCAUGGACAUUUCCAAAGAUAUGAGUGAAGACCGGAAAAGUUUGGGAGCUUUCGAACUGAAUCCUCGAUAAAGCUCGUGCCUUGGCACCAUAUUCGUGUACAGAAAUUCUCGUUACUAACCCUUGAAGACUAAGAAAUGGAUUGAACCUGACUGGUAUAUUAAAGGCCCGGGGGGGUACUGCCAUAUAUGGGCUAUAUAGGUAUGUGCCGCUGUGAAGGGUAUGGUUUUCAAGCAGUUUACUCUAGGAUAGGGUAUAUAAAUCAGAGCGUUGGGUCUAGAAUAGGGUAUCAUUUUUAAGGAAACUGAUCAGUUGGUUGAAGAUUUAUCUAGACUAGGGAAACAGCUACUCUAGGAUAGGGGGGAUUUGGGGAGUUUACUCUAGUAUAGGGUAGCAAAAUUCAGCUGAACUAGCUCUGGUAUAGGUUAAGUGUUCCAGGGUCCCAGCGGCACAUCCCCACCCAGAAAUUCCUAAAGUACCCCCCCCCCCCGGGAUUAAAGGAAGGAAACACCGUUCUACUGCUUUGCAUAUCUUGUGAGUUAUAUUCAACCCCAAUUCCCAUGCACGUCAAUAAGCUUAAUUAACAGUUAAUGAAUGAGGCUGAGUAUCUUAUGAACAAUUAUGGAGAUCGUCGAAGAGGGUGUUAUCGGAUAACCCCCUAAGGGCGUACGGUCUUGUGUGUGCAACUCGCGGCACUAAGUUUCGUAGCAGGUCGGAAGCAGAGUAACUUCGCUUGAGAAAUGUUAUGCACGCCUUCUCCCUCCUCUGCCGCAGCAGAAUUAAGCCUGAUUUCUUGAGCGCGUCCUCAUAGCACAGAGAAGGAAAAAUAGUUUUUUAGCGCCCUCUUUUGUAUUGAUUCAAUGUGAUCACUUAAGUAUUGCGUGAGGUCAGCCCAAGCGGGACUCGCAUACUCUAACACAGACCUGAUGAUACUACAAUAGACAAGAAUACGCUGCCUAUCAGUUAGUCUGCACUUCUUAAGGGCGCGUAUUGCAUAGAACCGCUUACUCCCUUUCUGAAGAACUGUUUUGGAAUAUAAUCUUAAAAUAGAGUUCUAGUACUUUAAAAAGUUAUGAUCUUUCUUUUUACAAUCGAAUUUACUCGGAAUUCCUAUUGCUUCUUGAGCUUAAAUGUUUUGUAUCAAAGUGGAUUACAAUGCAUAAUAAGACCUGUGAUUUUUAGAAUAAGAGUUUCAGUUGACACUUGUAACCUUUGACUGUCAAAAUUAAUGACGUUACUGUAAACUGAUACACGGGGCGUGGUUCCACAAGGGUGGUGGAGAAACAAUGGUUUAAAACAUUCAAUAUAUACAUUAUUUAGUAAGAAGCUUAGUAACGGCUUGUUCUCACACCAGAUGCUUCUGAUAUACCAGGAGAAGUUUCUGUCACUGAAGAGCAGAAUUUUUGGGCCAUUUUAAAAAGUACAGUAACGUGGUGUUUAUUUAUUUGUUGCCUUUCUGUUAUGGCUUAAAACAUGUUCUUUCCGUAUGACAGCAUUACUCUUAUUCUUUUUUCACACUGCAACGAGCUUAGAAGCCUGUUUCCUUAUGCAUUUUCCUGUUCACGGACCCACUGUUUUCUCUUCAAAGUCCGUCGAGCCCGGGUGAUAAAAUAUAAACCGCAAGGGAUUUAUUGACUUUUUUCCUCGCGCUCCGCGCUCGUUCUCGCGUGCUCGCGAGCAGGCGAGCUUGCCGAUGUGUUCGAAAACGUCUGUGUACCGGUUCCUUAUGCAUUAGUUAAAAAAUAUUUUUUCUCUUGAAUCGUAAAAGCGAUUUCUGCUUUCUAUCAAUAAUUUUCAGAUGAAGCAAACACUGUAAAGAUGUCAAUCUCCACACGUGAUUUAAGAAGUGAAUUGGAGGAUGUUGUGAAUCGAAUGUUAAGACAACAACUUGAAGUGUACUUGAAAGACAAAAAAGAAAACAAGCUUUCCACGGCCCAUGGACUGAGUAAUUUCGUUAAGUAUUUAGAAAGUACUUAUACCUUUUCCUUAACAUCUCUUGGAGAAGGAUCUUUGGUAAUAAAAGGUCAGUGCCCCGACCUACAGAGUCUCGAAAGUCUUUGGAAUGACUACAAUUCUGGUGUCCUGAAUGAAGCUGCAGAGAGGUUUUUAGUCACUGAUGACAUAAAGAGAGCGAUCAAUUUGGAAACCGUCAAAUUAAAGACCAUUAUUGAGGUAGACAACUAUUUGUGUUGCAAAAAAGCUCUUACGGAAGAUUCAGGUGAGUUGGGCCGUUAGCACAAUUUCUUGGGCAAUUAUUCUUUAAAUAAGAAACUGACAUAAUUGCUCUGUUAGUGUUUUAUAGCGAUGUACUCAAAAUUAUACAAUGGAUCUGUGAAAACCGGGUUAGCAAACAUUUUGUAAUUUCUCUCAAUUUCCCGGGCAGGCAGAACUCAGGUAUGUGGUCACGUUGUGGAACUGUUGCACCAAACUAUUCUGUGCAAACCAUAAAAACGUUUCGUCGGUGUUUCUCUACUCAGGAAAAUUGGGUAUAGGUCUAGUUUCAGCGGGAUCCUAGCUUUUGAACAAUAGGCCAGUUUUUGCAGAUAAGAACUAAGGCCAGGUGAUAAUUUGUGAACUAUGUUUCAAUAAGUUUGUUGUCUCUUCCAUGCGAAAUCCUGUCAUUUAUCGGACUACGAAGAAAGUAGUGUUUUGCUAACUAACCAGGCACUUUUUUGCUGCAUUUUACUUAACUUAAAAAUUUCGAGACUGAAAUGACACCGGUCUAAAACUUCAUGGAGUCAGAUUACUGAAUAUUAACUGUUCUAAAAUUUGUGCCAUUUAGAAAUUGGACUCGUUGAAAUGCUUCUAGAGACCCCUAACUUACUGCCUGGCGUCAGUAAAGACUUUUCAUCUGCCUUUGAAUGAUUUUUUAUUGUUUUACAUUGCAAAGUAGUAGAAUGAGUUAAUUUUUGUGGCUAACCCGGUUUUCAAAACUCCAGGUAUAAAUUGCACAUAAAUCACAAAGGAGCAACUCUAAAUCAGUGAAAUGUCUCUCAUGAUUCUCUCUGGCAUGCAUGUUCUUUGUCGGCAAGCUCAUUGGGUAAAAAUAAGCACUUUUCUAGGUAUAAUCAUCCUCAUAUUCUUCGCAUGUGCUCUAAGUCAUUAUAGAGAGGUGACAAGCCACUAUGUGACAUUGAAGACCUCAUGGAAUAUCAGGCAAACCUGAAAAGUGUUUGCAAGUUUAAAGUGACUCGAUUCUAAUUAAUAAUUAUUUUUCUUUGCAAAUAACAUAAUUGGGCUUUAGACACUUAUUCCAUUGAUAUAACUGCACAUAAAUCACAAAGGAGCACUAAGACUCUAAAUUGGUUAAAGAUCAGUGACAAUCUCUCAUGAUUCUCUCUUGCAUUGUUAAAAAAAAAACGCUUUUCUUGGUAUAAUCAUCCUCAUAUUCUUCCCAUGUACUCUAAGUCAUAGAGAGAUGACAAGCCACUUUGUGACAUUGAAGACCCCAUUGAAGAUCAGGCAAGCCUGAAAAGCGUUUGCAAGUUUAAAGUGACUCGAUAGUACUUAGUAACUAUUUUGCUUUGCAAAUAUCGCAAUUGGGUUUUAGACAAUUAUUCCAUUGAGAUAAUUGCAAAGAAAUCACAAAGGAGCAACUCUAAAAUAUUUAAAGAUCGGUCAAAUUUCCGCUAUACAUUAUUUUGUAAGAAGCUUAAUAAGGGCUUGUUCUCACAGCAGAUGCUUCUGAUACACUAGAGGAUGUUUCUUUCACUGAAGAGCAGCCUGUUGCCAGUGACAAGUGCCCAGUUGACCAAGGUAUGGAAUUACAUUGAUUACCUUAUUACAUGAAAUUUUCGCGGCAUGUUUAUUUCGCGAUUUUAAUGAGAGCAUUUUUAAAUCUCGCGAUUUGCCAAAAUUUUUAAAUUUUGAACCACUUUCAUUUCGCGUUUUUGAGUACAAUAAUUUACAUUUCAUGGGCAAUGUUAUUUAACAUGUCCUUGAAUAAAAUAAAUAAACGACUUUAUCAAAGGAACCGUAACGUCAAAAUUAAGACUAAAUGUCAACAGUAACAACGAAGCAGUUCUCAAUGUCCACAAGCAGUUCAUUCUUAUACGUGAAUUAUUGUUCUUGAGUCAGUUGACCACAACAUCCAUUUGGUAAAAAAAACACUUUUCUAGGUAUAAUCAUCCUCAUAUUCUUCGAAAUUUGCUCUAAGUCAUUAUAGUCAAUGUCACAAUGUCACAUAGUGACAUUGAAGACCUCAUUGAAUAUCAGGCAAACCUGAAAAGUGUUUGCAAGUUUAAAGUUACUCGAUUCUACUUAAUAAUUAUUUUGCUUUGUAAACAACAUAAUUGGGCCUUAGACACUUAUGCCAUUGAUAAUUGCACAUAAAUCACAAAGGAGCAACUCUAGAUUAUUUAAAGGUUGGUGAAAUAUCUCUCAUGAUUCUCUUACGCAUUCAUGUUCUUUGUUGGCAAGCUCAUUUGGUAAAAAAAACACACACACACACCGGAAAAGUUUGGGAGCUUUCGAACUGAAUCCUCGAUAAAGUUCGUGCCUUGACACCAUAUUCGUGUACAGAAAUUCUCGUUACUAACCCUUGAAGACUAAGAAAUGGAUUGAACCUGACUGGUAUAUUAAAGGCCCGGGGGGUACUGCCAUAUAUGGGCUAUAUAGGUAUGUGCCGCUGUGAAGGGUAUGGUUUUCAAGCAGUUUACUCUAGGAUAGGGUAUAUAAAUCAGAGCGUUUGGGUCUAGAAUAGGGUAUCAUUUUUCAGGAAACUGAUCAGUUGGUUGAAGAUUUAUCUAGACUAGGGAAACAGCUACUCUAGGAUAGGGGGGAUUUGGGGAGUUUACUCUAGUAUAGGGUAGCAAAAUUCAGCUGAACUAGCUCUGGUAUUGGUUAAGUGUUCCAGGGUCCCAGCGGCACAUCCCCACCCAGAAAUUCCUAAAGUACCCCCCCCCCCCCCCGCCCCGGGAUUAAAGGAAGGAAACACCGUUCUACUGCUUUGCAUAUCUUGUGAGUUAUAUUCAACCCCAAUUCCCAUGCACGUCAAAAAGCUUAAUUAACAGUUAAUGAAUGAGGCUGAGUAUCUUAUGAACAAUUAUGGAGAAGAGGGUGUUAUCGGAUAACCCCCUAAGGGCGUACGGUCUUGUGUGUGCAACUCGCGGCACUAAGUUUCGUAGCAGGUCGGAAGCAGAGUAACUUCGCUUGAGAAAUGUUAUGCACGCCUUCUCCCUCCUCUGCCGCAGCAGAAUUAAGCCUGAUUUCUUGAGCGCGUCCUCAUAGCACAGAGAAGGAAAAAUAGUUUUUUAGCGCCCUCUUUUGUAUUGAUUCAAUGUGAUCACUUAAGUAUUGCGUGAGGUCAGCCCAAGCGGGACUCGCAUACUCUAACACAGACCUGAUGAUACUACAAUAGACAAGAAUACGCUGCCUAUCAGUUAGUCUGCACUUCUUAAGGGCGCGUAUUGCAUAGAACCGCUUACUCCCUUUCUGAAGAACUGUUUUGGAAUAUAAUCUUAAAAUAGAGUUCUAGUACUUUAAAAAGUUAUGAUCUUUCUUUUUACAAUCGAAUUUACUCGGAAUUCCUAUUGCUUCUUGAGCUUAAAUGUUUUGUAUCAAAGUGGAUUGCAAUGCAUAGUAAGACCUGUGAUUUUUAGAAUAAGAGUUUCAGUUGACACUUGUAACCUUUGACUGUCAAAAUUAAUGACGUUACUGUAAACUGAUACACGGGGCGUGGUUCCACAAGGGUGGUGGAGAAACAAUGGUUUAAAACAUUCAAUAUAUACAUUAUUUAGUAAGAAGCUUAGUAACGGCUUGUUCUCACACCAGAUGCUUCUGAUAUACCAGGAGAAGUUUCUGUCACUGAAGAGCAGAAUUUUUGGGCCAUUUUAAAAAGUACAGUAACGUGGUGUUUAUUUAUUUGUUGCCUUUCUGUUAUGGCUUAAAACAUGUUCUUUCCGUAUGACGGCAUUACUCUUAUUCUUUUUUCACACUGCAACGAGCUUAGAAGCCUGUUUCCUUAUGCAUUGGCCUGUUCACGGACCCACUGUUUUCUCUUCAAAGUCCGUCGAGCCCGGGUGAUAAAAUAUAAACCGCAAGGGAUUUAUUGACUUUUUUCCUCGCGCUCCGCGCUCGUUCUCGCGUGCUCGCGAGCAGGCGAGCUUGCCGAUGUGUUCGAAAACGUCUGUGUACCGGUUCCUUAUGCAUUAGUUAAAAAAUAUUUUUUCUCUUGAAUCGUAAAAGCGAUUUCUGCUUUCUAUCAAUAAUUUUCAGAUGAAGCAAACACUGUAAAGAUGUCAAUCUCCACACGUGAUUUAAGAAGUGAAUUGGAGGAUGUUGUGGAUCGAAUGUUAAGACAACAACUUGAAGUGUACUUGAAAGACAAAAAAGAAAACAAGCUUUCCACGGCCCAUGGACUGAGUAAUUUCGUUAAGUAUUUAGAAAGUACUUAUACCUUUUCCUUAACAUCUCUGGGAGAAGGAUCUUUGGUAAUAAAAGGUCAGUGCCCCGACCUACAGAGUCUCGAAAGUCUUUGGAAUGACUACAAUUCUGGUGUCCUGAAUGAAGCUGCAGAGAGGUUUUUAGUCACUGAUGACAUAAAGAGAGCGAUCAAUUUGGAAACCGUCAAAUUAAAGACCAUUAUUGAGGUAGACAACUAUUUGUGUUGCAAAAAAGCUCUUACGGAAGAUUCAGGUGAGUUGGGCCGUUAGCACAAUUUCUUGGGCAAUUAUUCUUUAAAUAAGAAACUGACAUAAUUGCUCUGUUAGUGUUUUAUAGCGAUGUACUCAAAAUUAUACAAUGGAUCUGUGAAAACCGGGUUAGCAAACAUUUUGUAAUUUCUCUCAAUUUCCCGGGCAGGCAGAACUCAGGUAUGUGGUCACGUUGUGGAACUGUUGCACCAAACUAUUCUGUGCAAACCAUAAAAACGUUUCGUCGGUGUUUCUCUACUCAGGAAAAUUGGGUAUAGGUCUAGUUUCAGCGGGAUCCUAGCUUUUGAACAAUAGGCCAGUUUUUGCAGAUAAGAACUAAGGCCAGGUGAUAAUUUGUGAACUAUGUUUCAAUAAGUUUGUUGUCUCUUCCAUGCGAAAUCCUGUCAUUUAUCGGACUACGAAGAAAGUAGUGUUUUGCUAACUAACCAGGCACUUUUUUGCUGCAUUUUACUUAACUUAAAAAUUUCGAGACUGAAAUGACACCGGUCUAAAACUUCAUGGAGUCAGAUUACUGAAUAUUAACUGUUCUAAAAUUUGUGCCAUUUAGAAAUUGGACUCGUUGAAAUGCUUCUAGAGACCCCUAACUUACUUCCUGGCGUCAGUAAAGACUUUUCAUCUGCCUUUGAAUGAUUUUUUAUUGUUUUACAUUGCAAAGUAGUAGAAUGAGUUAAUUUUUGUGGCUAACCCGGUUUUCAAAACUCCAGGUAUAAAUUGCACAUAAAUCACAAAGGAGCAACUCUAACUCAGUGAAAUGUCUCUCAUGAUUCUCUCUGGCAUGCAUGUUCUUUGUCGGCAAGCUCAUUGGGUAAAAAUAAGCACUUUUCUAGGUAUAAUCAUCCUCAUAUUCUUCGCAUGUGCUCUAAGUCAUUAUAGAGAGGUGACAAGCCACUAUGUGACAUUGAAGACCUCAUUGAAUAUCAGGCAAACCUGAAAAGUGUUUGCAAGUUUAAAGUGACUCGAUUCUAAUUAAUGAUUAUUUUUCUUUGCAAAUAACAUAAUUGGGCUUUAGACACUUAUUCCAUUGAUAUAACUGCACAUAAAUCACAAAGGAGCACUAAGACUCUAAAUUGGUUAAAGGUCAGUGACAAUCUCUCAUGAUUCUCUCUUGCAUUGUUAAAAAAAAAACGCUUUUCUUGGUAUAAUCAUCCUCAUAUUCUUCCCAUGUACUCUAAGUCAUAGAGAGAUGACAAGCCACUUUGUGACAUUGAAGACCCCAUUGAAGAUCAGGCAAACCUGAAAAGCGUUUGCAAGUUUAAAGUGACUCGAUAGUACUUAAUAACUAUUUUGCUUUGCAAAUAUCGCAAUUGGGUUUUAGACAAUUAUUCCAUUGAGAUAAUUGCAAAGAAAUCACAAAGGAGCAACUCUAAAAUAUUUAAAGAUCGGUCAAAUUUCCGCUAUACAUUAUUUUGUAAGAAGCUUAAUAAGGGCUUGUUCUCACAGCAGAUGCUUCUGAUACACUAGAGGAUGUUUCUUUCACUGAAGAGCAGCCUGUUGCCAGUGACAAGUGCCCAGUUGACCAAGGUAUGGAAUUACAUUGAUUACCUUAUUACAUGAAAUUUUCGCGGCAUGUUUAUUUCGCGAUUUUAAUGAGAGCAUUUUUAAAUCUCGCGAUUUGCCAAAAUUUUUAAAUUUUGAACCACUUUCAUUUCGCGUUUUUGAGUACAAUAAUUUACAUUUCAUGGGCAAUGUUAUUUAACAUGUCCUUGAAUAAAAUAAAUAAACGACUUUAUCAAAGGAACCGUAACGUCAAAAUUAAGACUAAAUGUCAACAGUAACAACGAAGCAGUUCUCAAUGUCCACAAGCAGUUCAUUCUUAUACGUGAAUUAUUGUUCUUGAGUCAAUUGACCACAACAUCCAUUUGGUAAAAAAAAACACUUUUCUAGGUAUAAUCAUUCUCAUAUUCUUCGAAAUUUGCUCCAAGUCAUUAUAGUCAAUGUCACAAUGUCACAUAGUGACAUUGUGACAUUGUGACAUUUAUAUUCAAUGAGGUCUUCAAUGUCACAUAGUGACAUUGAAGACCUCAUUGAAUAUCAGGCAAACCUGAAAAGUGUUUGCAAGUUUAAAGUUACUCGAUUCUACUUAAUAAUUAUUUUGCUUUGUAAACAACAUAAUUGGGCCUUAGACACUUAUGCCAUUGAUAAUUGCACAUAAAUCACAAAGGAGCAACUCUAGAUUAUUUAAAGGUUGGUGAAAUAUCUCUCAUGAUUCUCUUACGCAUUCAUGUUCUUUGUUGGCAAGCUCAUUUGGUAAAAAAAAAACACACACUUUAUAGGUAUCAUCAUCCUCAUAUUCUUCACAUGUGCUUUAAGGCGUUUCGAUACAGGUUUUCAGAGGCCAUACCGAUAUUUUUCAAUCGCCUUAAAAGUGUUUUUUUCAUUGUCCGAUCGCUAUAAAAUUUUCACCAGUAUUUGGCUAUGGAUUGAAAUUUGUGAAAAUGUAGUUUUAGGUAAAAUCGAUUUUACUAUGACGACAAUAACCAAAAAGCUUUGAAAUUAAUAAAAGCCGAAUUUUUUACUACUAGGUACUGAAAAUCCAACACUAGGAACUUAAAGUUUGGUGUUUGGCAAACAAUCUCCUUGAUAAGUAAAAAAUUAUGUAUGUUUGAAUUCGAAUAAAAGGAAUAUAUAUAUCAAACCUUAAAUUUUCAAUAGCCGUGAUAGAUUAUUUAAUAAAAAGGUUAUAAAUGACUCAAAUUAUUAUGCGGGAUGACGUACUCAGCCAGCGUCUUAAAUUCGGGAGCGCAUUCCUUUCGUCGUCUUGGGAGUCAAAAAUUGCCUUUUUUUUAGCUUUCCCGUAUCCCGUGCCCGUCCCGAAAAAUUGUGUCAUUUUUAUUUUUAAAAUCGCGCAUUGUCUUUCGUGUCGUGACAAGGCAUUACGUAUCACGUACUAAAAAUAAAUACGUAAAAGCUAACCGGAUCCACAAAAGCUCAUUUGUCCUGAGCAUUUCACCGAUAAUAUAGAAAGAAAAUACUUCCGUUCUGCGCUUAACUGCGACGACUUUACUACAAGAUUCAUGAUCUAUUCAAAAGAGAUAAUAGUUUUGGGGCGGCCGGCACUUCCUCAUAAGAGGCUAAUUGAGAUGUGCCACUGGAUGGGGUCGCAUUUUCACGACUGGAUUGACCAUAAUGGGGUUUGCAUUUUCAAUAGAGUUACUAGAAUGGGUUUCACAUUUUCAGAUUUUUGGGGUAAGAGAGUUGUUCAUAGUUACGGUUAGCAAAUUUACCAGGAUAUUAACUGUGGGUGAAAAGUAAAGUGUUUUUCAUUCAAUGGGGCAAUUCAUUUUUUGAUGACCUAUUUAAAGGAUUGAUAAGGUAGAUACAUAAAUAGAAAGUGACUAAGUUGGGAUCGCAAGAAUUACAUAUUUGCCCAAAAGUGACUAAUAUGGGGUCUACAAUUGGCCAAAGAAUAGACUAUAAUGGGGUUGGGGCUCUGAGAGGCCAGCGGCACAUACCUAACAAAAAUUAACCCAAGUAACCGCACCAGGGUGCGCCGCAGUUUCGUUGAAAUCAUAACAGUUUUCCUGGAAAGCUCCACGGGAUCUCAGUCAAUCUUAAUAAGCGAAUUUUCUUUUCAACGUAAAUCAAACUGAUUAGUAGAAAGAAUAGUGCCCUUAUUUUUGACCCCAAAUUUUUUUUAUAAAAAAUACAUAAACAGACCAGAAUCUUACUUUUCCAUUUAAAAAAAAUGCCAUGUUUCUCAUAGUGGCGCGAAAACUUACUUUCAUAUGACAACAUGCGGGUUGUUAUUUUUCAUGAAAAAAAUAUUCACAAAAUUCUGCUUGUCUUGUUAAGAAAAUAAUUUGUUUAAUUUUUAAUAAGCUCACUGAUUUAUUAAUUUGGGCGACAAACUUGAAGGCCCGGGCACCCCAGCUAAAAUGCUUGGGGAGCCCGAAGGGCCCCCUGAAAUUUUCCCUAGAGUACAGCCUUGCAGCCCUAUUGUUGAGUGUGGAAGUGCAUUUUUUGAGGACAUUAGUAAAGGAAUACAAAUUUUAGUGAACUACCCCAUACUCCUAACAUAUAUGGUGGUAAUAUUGAUGUAAGUUUUGUUUUGAGUAGCAAAGGAACCCUUGUGUGUAACUCAUCCGUUCUAGUGUAUUAUUCCUGAACAGAACAUCUUCGUCUCUCCUGCACACAGUUGUUGCAUACACUACUCAACUUUCCAUUGCCAUUGAACAUACCGGUAAUUCUUUCUCACACCAACACAUCCCGCGGGCGCGUAAACGUCUUCGGGCGUCUUCUUGUUCUUAAGUAGAGUCAGAAUGCAGCUUAAUAUCAUAUUUCGAUGCUAAGAAAUUUUCAUUGGUGUAUUUUCGUUUUAGUGAUCUUGAAAACUAACCGUUUUCUCACCACCUGUACAAGUGAAACUUCAUUCAAAAUUUGGACUUUUAGCGCUUUUUUGUAUAUCCUUGAAACGACUCGAACGUAUUUUUUUCAAAGUUAUUUUUCCACAUAUCCUGAAAAUUGCACGCACGACUAGUGAUCAAACCAAAACUCUGUAGGCCCGGGCCUACAGGUCCAUUAAAGUAUCAGUGAAAUGUGUCUCAUGAUUCUCUUAUACAUGCACGUUCUUUGUCGGCAAGUUCAUUUACUUAAAAAACCCUUUUCUUGGUAUAAUCAUCGUCAUAUUCUUCGUAUGUGCUCUAAGACAUUAUAGAGAGAUGACAGGCUGCUAUGUGACAUUGAAAUAUCAGGCAAAACCCAGAACUAUUGCCUGAAAAGUGGUUGCAACUUUUAAGUGUUUCGGUUCUUCUUUAUGUUGCACUUACUCCAUUGAGAUAUUAAAAAACAUGUUUUACACAAAUCUAAUUGAAUACUGACCUUGUCUCAAGUACAUUGCCACCAAGGACCUAAAAACGGCUGUCUCAUCAUUAGUUCAGGCCUUUCAGAAUAUCUUUGGCUUACAAGGAAUUGCUAAGCCGUAAGAAAGGAGUUUUGCUGUUUGUUAAAUCAGUAUACUAUUGCUUUACACCUAUAAUGACUUAGGCUUCAAUUUGGCCUCAAAAAAUUUUGCUUUCAUAUUUAAAAGAGCUUGUUUAACACACGUUACCUACCAUACAGCAUAUACCUCAGUGGAAGACACUUAAAGCGAUCUAUGACAAAGGUAGUUGUUCCUUCUGAUUACACAUGAUUUAUCCCACUGCAUUUGCUAAAAAUGGCUAUCGAAAUUUCUAUCAUAUACCUUUACCGAGUCCUUUUUUAAUUGCAAUGUUUGCAUUGUUAUUUUUGUAUUUAUCUCUCACCGAAUAUUCAAUUUUAGUGAAUACGCUACCGUUGAUAGACUGUCAUGAGCUUCUCAUUGGCUAUUAAUCUAAUCCCCCCUCCAAAAAAACCGCUUUUCAUAACCUCUCAUACUUCUCUUUGUAAAUCAGCGCGCGUUGUAAACUGCACUCGGCUCUCGUAGUGGGUUGUUUACUACAGUUCUGUUCUCUGUUUGAACUUGUGUGAAAAAUAUCGAAUCUUUUCUUAUUGCAGAAAGAGGGAAAAUGGCAUAUUUGACUGGAAUCCUUCUUGACGUCUCCGGUUCGAUGCGUCAUAACAUCAGGAGAGGUACUGAUGAAGAAGGAGGACCAUGGGCUCGCUCGAUCUUUGAGGUUAUUGAUAACCUUAUCAAAUAUGAUAUAUCCUCUGAUAACCAUGUAUUUGCAAUAGGCGUUGGGGCAUGUACUGGUGAGGGCACAUUUGAUAUCAUAGGAACUCUUAAACAGAUUCAGUAUGAAGGCGAAAAAACUGAAGGUGAUGUUGAGAGGCCUGCUACUAGUACGCAAAUAAACAUGAUUUUCCGAAUAUUAGAGAGAUCCGGCGCACUUACUGUUCGCAAAUGGGCAGCGGAAGAAGUUGUCGUCAGGGCAUUGAAGUAUAGAGAGGCUGAUUUGUUACUGAACAAAUUGAAAUCUAACAGGACGUUUCUUGAAAAAUUUGUUCAAGAGAUUCUACCACCAGCUUGCCGGGAUUGGUCUGAAAGCGCCCUGGCGAAGAUGACAGACCUAUCUUUUUUUACUAACACAAUGCAAGGUGCGUUUGCAUCAAUGGCAACCAGCUUUAAAAGAGCUACAGUUGCAGACAUCAGGGAAGUAUUUAAUAAGGCCAAGCCUUGUUUGCUGAAAGAAGACAAAGAACAAGUAUCUCUGUUGAGUGUGACUGUUAAUUCCAUUUUCAAAGUUAAAGAUGCCUUAAAUGUUCUUCAUGGGUGCGUUGGUGAAAAAGAACUCUCUAAAGAAAAGUCCCGGGAACUAUUGCAGAGCGUUGAGCCUUACAUCUACGGUGGCACGCCUUUAUAUCAAUCGAUUGAGAAGACAAUAGAACUGUUUCAAGCUUCAAGGUUUUCCAGUCACAAAAAGCUGCUGUUCAUCUUGUCAGCCGGAGAACCCACAGAUGGAAAGACUACAUGUGCUGAUGGUGCAGGAAUAGAUCGAGUAGUCUCUAAAUUGACCACAGCAGGUGUGACCGUAGUGAGCUGCUUUGUCUCUCACUCCACACAAAUUGAACCCAGACGACUGUUCAGCGAGAUGGCACCUGACUGGGAUCGGGGUGCAAAGUUCCUGUUUUCAUUGAGCUCAAAAGUGUCAACGCAAUCGCUACCACGCACAAUUUUUGUUAAACGUGGUUGGACCAUCGAUCACACCAACAAUGAAACACACUUGUUCUUGCAGUUAAAUCACCCAGACAACUUGCGAGAGAUCUGCGAGGUAGCUCGAAAUGUCGUUUGUUGUCAAGACGCGUUAUCUGACUUGCUUGCAUCCGUUGAAUUAGAUCUCUAUAUCAACCAAGAAGUAAAGGACCUAAGAGCCAGAAGACAAGAAGGGGAGACCUGUUGUGCAGAAGCAGCUGCUACAGUACUUUAUUUGUCCAUGAGAAGAAUUCUUGGACGCGAAGGCGGGUAUCCAAAUUUCCAUGAACUAAGAGAAGAAAUUGUCAAAGAAUUUGGUUGGGAAAAAUAUCCAAGCGGUGUCCCUACCAUCCAUGUGCUACAGAAAAUGUGCCCGAAGUAUCGCCUGAGGUGCGAGCGAGUCGACUACAAGGGAGCCAUGAAAGCAGUCUCUUCAAGUCGGCCAGUGGUGGCAACAUUUAGGCUCACUGAGAAGGAGUGGGAUAUUUUUGAAGAAUUCUAUGAAAGUAACCCAAAAGGCAUUUUGACGAAGAAGGAGAUCGAAAUAACAGCCCGUCGUCCCAAAACUCCUGACUUUGGCCAUGCAGUUGUGUUAACCAGUUUCGACAGUGAAUGUUUGCGACUGCUGAAUUCUUUUGGAGAAGACUGGGCAGACCUGGGAUUUUUCAGAGUGGAGAACGCAAAUGUUCUUGGAUUAAAAUUCAUCGACGUUUACUGGACAGAAGAUGAUUUGAAAGAGGAAGAAAUAAACUAUUUCAAGAAAUUUGGAUCCAUCAAUGCCGGGAUAUUAAUGGAGUUGUUGCCAAGUCUUGAGGGAGCUGAAUACAAGUGCCCCAAAUGCAGCAAGAGGUCGUUAGUCUUGGAGUUUACUGGAACUUUGUCACACGUAAAGUGUCCCAGAUGCGGCAAGGAGUUUUCCACAAAGAAUUCCCAGGAAGGGAACAUGUUGGCUCUUAACAUUCAUCUUACUUCUUUAAUCAGAUAA
Molecule: messenger RNA, 27516 nt
Organism: Porites lobata
Lineage: Eukaryota; Metazoa; Cnidaria; Anthozoa; Scleractinia; Poritidae
Source: the annotation of a GenBank genome assembly